AUGUGGGAGAGCAGUCCCGAAGAUCCCCGAUAUAACUUCGACGAUAUGACAUUAGCACCAGUACCACCCACCCCUGGGAUUCAUCUACUAAGUUCCUACUCCGACGACAUUUGUGGACUUACAAGCCCAAAGGCCAAGUAUGUCAUGAAACUUCCAGUGCUCUAUCCGUCCGGCGGCAUCAACGAAGAAUACAAAGUUAUCAUCUCAAGGCGCCUGCACGACGAACUGGGAAAGACCUAUAUGAUAGAACAUAAUCCGGUGCACGAGAAACGUCGCUAUGUCGCUUGGUUCGGUUUUGACUUGGAUGACUUUGGAAAAAUCGUCGACGGGGAGACAUUUUUCCACAUGCUAGAAACUGCACUUUCAUCUGAGAAAUUCUUCGUGCAGGAUAGUGUACCGCUAGGUGGACCUGAUUUUCCUAAACGUGCAUUAUGGAUGUCGAUGUAUGGAUAUUUCGGGAAUUGGUACAAGCCAGAAGAAAGGAAAUGGGCAAUCACGGCUUUAAAAAGGCACACGCGCCUCCUUAGGAAGCUUUGCGAGCGAGGAGAUAUCGAACUUGUGCCCGAGUACCUCGCAGAUGAGGCACAUGACAACUCCGGACUUGAAUAA
Messenger RNA from Penicillium verrucosum, 609 nucleotides. RefSeq lists its product as uncharacterized. The record is from RefSeq and is a predicted model, not a curated record. The transcript has 2 exons. The coding region runs from base 1 to 609 and encodes 202 amino acids. NCBI's taxonomy places the organism in Eukaryota, Fungi, Ascomycota, Eurotiomycetes, Eurotiales, Aspergillaceae.